Molecule: messenger RNA, 8922 nt
Organism: Anopheles merus
Lineage: Eukaryota; Metazoa; Arthropoda; Insecta; Diptera; Culicidae
Gene: Dhit
Product: regulator of G-protein signaling 17
Exons: 9
Coding region: 1534-2256 (240 amino acids)
Source: RefSeq, a predicted model, not a curated record
AUCCCAGCAACCAUUUGCGGCACGCCACAUACGGGGAGGGUUGUUUUUUUUUCGUUUAAUUCAGCUCGUCGCUCACUGCACCGUACUUGUGUGUCCCGUUCCGUUGUGGGAGGGGAAAACUGGGAAGUGUUUGUGGGGGAGGAAAAAAGUGUUUUUGUAGUGCGUUCUACGACAGCCAUCCGAAAGGCAAGGGCGGCCUUUCGUGACGUGAACACGGAACAUGGCUGUAGCGCGAGCCGGAUUUUGCUAAAGGAUGAAGAGCAAAAUCCCUAUCACAGUGUGUGUGUGUGUGUAUGAUCAGGAAGCGUUUGUAUGUGUGUGUGUGUGUGUGUUUGAGUGAAGCUAGUGCUUUAGUGCAAAUAGAACCUUAGGUGCAAGAAACACAACCAAACUACACUGCAGUGGCUUAUCUACGAAGUGCCGCGUGCUUCAAGUGUGCGUGUGUGUGUCCAUUCGUGUACGUGUACGCUUGUGGCGGUGACGGUGCAUCCUUCGGCGGUCCCCUAUCCCGCUUAUCAGUCCGUGACCGUGGCAGGCAACAUUGUGAUUUAACAGCCCCGAUACAUCGAUCUACAGCGUUCAUCUGGGACGGCGCCUACAUCUCAACAGCGAGAGAGAGAGAGAGAGAGAGAGAGAGCAUAAGGGCAAGAUACUGAUACAACACACCACUCAUACACACGCGUCGGUCGGUCACAGCUUCUCCAGCCAUAUUGCACAGUGCGUGGAAUCAAGCGUUCCAUUCAUCGAUUCCGAUGCUACCGCUUUGCAGCCGAUUGUGCACGUUGGACCAAGCCGACGCCUGAAUGGUAGGCUACCGCCGCAGCACGCGACGAUGGGCGACCAAACGCUGGUAGUAGUGCAGCACUAGUGACAACGGUGACAAAAAUUAGCCCGCAUCCGGCCCAGCUCGAUCGGCCCUGCUCCACGAUAUGCACCGACGGUAACGACGCAGACUGCUGCUAGGGCGACAGUAAGCGACAGCAUCGACGGAGCAAGCAGGAACAGAAGCAUCGGCAGCAGCCCGAAAGGCAACCAUAAUCGCGCAACGCAUAACUCUAAGCACAACCGCUCACACACCCACACAAACAACACGGUCGAAACGUAACACAACGAGGUUUAAUGUAACGGGCAAAACGGGCAAAACGGGCAAAACGGGCUGUUGUUGUUGUUGUAGUAGUGCGGUAAGCAGACGGGAGUGAACAAACGCGUGACAACGGUCCUAAGCAAAGCGCGAAAGCGAAAGAGUAACGACGCUUUUGGAGGCGAGCGGCAAAGAAAUCACCGAUCGAGCAAUACUAAACGAUAGGCUCGGGCAGCAAGCAGAAGAAGGUGGUGAAACAGAACGAAUUUUUACACACAAAAAUUCGUUUCGACCAAAACAGUAAGCAUUCCUGCGUGUGGGCUCGCCGUGUGGGCGAUGGCGCUUGUGGUACGAAGGGCGACCGGUGUCAGCCCUGUCUCGCUAACGAUACGCUCAUAAAGCUGAAGUUGUUCGACACGCGAAACAACUUCCAUCGCUUCUUCAAGAUUGGAAUGUCCUGCAGCGUAGACGGACUGCCGGCGGGGUGUAGACUCCGGGGCAUGGGCUCAACCGUUCAGAGUGGUCCACUUAAUUCGUCUUUGAGUGGGACGCAAGAAUCAAGCAACAAUGUCGUGCCGCUACAGCGAGCGCCAUCGCAGAAGCCGUGCUGUUUCUGCUGGUGCUGCUGCUGCUCCUGCUCCUGGGCUAAGUGUUUGGCUAUAAAAAAUGCAGAAGACAAUGGGCCUACGAAAAAAGACCAAGCUAGUUCCGAUACCCUAUUCGAUGGUGAACAACCAACGCUAGAGGAGAUACGCAGCUGGGGCAAAAGCUUCGACAAACUAAUGCGAAGCCCCAGCGGGCGAAAAGCGUUCCGGGAAUUUCUGCGCUGCGAGUACAGCGAGGAAAACAUACUCUUCUGGCUGGCCUGCGAAGAGCUGAAGAAGGAGACGAACCCGGAAGCGAUAGAGGAGAAGGCUAGGUUUAUUUAUGAAGACUAUAUCUCGAUUUUAUCGCCGAAAGAGGUAUCGUUAGACUCGCGUGUAAGGGAAAUAGUUAAUAGGAAUAUGGUGGAACCAACGCCGCACACUUUCGACGAAGCUCAACUACAAAUUUAUACACUUAUGCAUAGAGAUUCGUAUCCAAGAUUUAUAAAUUCUCCUCAAUUUAAAACGCUGGCCCAAAUUCCAGACGGUGUGUCGGCGUCCGGUUCGACGGCCGAAAGUCCCAGCAAUUAGAGCCACCGUGUGCGCGUGAGCCAGCUUAGUUUUGCGGUAUUUAAUUUUCCCCAUGCGCAAACCAUGUGUUCGCGUACAGCUGCAACGGGAAAUAAACGCACACAGCCCACUGCUGCAAACGCCCUGCCCAACAAGGAUGGAUAGUUGAUCCGCUGCAGAAGAAGUCUUGUCUGAUCGUAAAGCAAGCGCAAUGGACACUGGAAGCUUAACUUUUUUAUGUUUUUAGUUUAAAAUGUUACGUUUUUUUUACUCGUUUUUUACACCAUUUUGCUUCACGUUUGGUGAAGGCGAUACAGCAAGAAAACCCCCCCUCAAGAAAAUGAUAUUUAUUUGCAAGAACGAAACGAAUGCUUCGAACCGGCGCCUCAUCGCAUUAUUGGGUACUGUUAACCCGGUGGUGCCCCGUUAUAGCCCGUUAGCUAGUAAGAAGCAUUAAGCGGCGAAGCAAGCGGCCCGCCGCUAGGAGCAAAAGCAAUCCGGAAAAGAAGGACGCGCGAAGAAGAAGCGGAUGAAGCAGAGCACAACCAACGAGGAAGAGAGGUGGAGUGGAGCACGGUUUUUUUACGUAAAUAUCUAAACAAUCGUAUUAUUACGCACAAAAAAAAACACACACACACAUACACUGAGACACACGCUCGCACAAGUCUACUUAUAAAUUCAUACAUACCGUUGCGCUCCAGCGCCUGUGUGUGUGCGUGUGUGUGUGUGUGUGUGUGUGGGAAGGUGUGUUAGUGUGGGUGGUUGAGUGUGUAGGAGAGGAACAAUCUGUAAUGAAGUGUAACAAACAAUCAAGGGCGCGACGAGGAGGCAGGCACACAUUUCAGGUGAACAGUAAAAAAAACCAAAAAGCACUCAUACACCCACAACCAUAUUUUAAACGUCCCCUUGAGACCACUAGGCUACUAUAAUUGUUCGUUAACUAAAGAAAUACAAUUUAAUAUAGAGAGCAAACUAGAGACAGAGACAGAGAGGGAGAGAGAGAAUGCAGAAGAGGGGAAUGUUUGACAAUGAUUAGUAGGAGAAGACGAAAAUAGCACAAAUUUAACACACCAACCUGGUUCACCUGAAGCCCCCCCACCCCCGGUAGCUAUCUCAAUCGUGUACCAAUGAUAAAGAGUUUAGUAUUUAUUUUUCCUACUUACCUGUUUGAUUGUGUUUUCUAAAGAUUGUGAAGGAUGAAUGAUGGAUGGAAAGAUGAAAGUGAAACACAAACACAAGAAGGAUAUAGAAAACUUGUUUUUAGAUACAGAACGAAUCACACACACACACACACACUUUUACACAAAAACGCCUAAUCACAACGAUGCAAGAUGUUAGAAUUUUGUUUUUAUUUUAAACUCUAGCCCUAAUAGUGCGUUAGUACAUUCGUUGUUUGUUUGUUUAGUUUUUCUUUGCGCUAGUCACACGAAUUUAAGCUCUUGUUAAGAGAGAGAGAGAGAGAGUUAAGGAAGGAGGGAAACAGAAAGUUUAUUUAUUCCUGUUUGCUUGUUGACCCGUGCUCGACUCGAGUCAAACUGUGCCGAUAGUUUAUUCUGGUCGUUAAAGCUGUUUAUUGUAUUCUAUUUAGUAAGAUGUACAGUAGCUCCAACAACAUCCCCCCACACACACACACAAGCACCCAUGCAGCUUUAGUUACCUGCCAAUAAAUGGUAAAUUACGUGGGGUUUUUAGUAGUUUCUUCACAAAUAUUUCAAGUGUGAGAAGGCAUCUUGAUUUGAUAGUAAUUAUAAAUCUCUAUGUCCGAGGGCCUAGCACAGUGAAUCCGUUUUGCGAAUGCUUUAUUGUUGUGACAACACACGUACACACCCACACCCACACACACACAUAGCAGAACACAUACACAAAACAUGCGUGAGAACGAGGGAAACGGGAAAGCAAGAGUAUAAUAGAUGUAAAACGAACCAAACAAGCGAGCUAAUUCACAACUUUAGGCAAAAUGUUUAGUCAUACGCUCUGAAAAGCAAAAUCCUUUGGAAAACUAAAGAGCAAAAAACGGAGAUACUGUUAUCGUGCAAGAAGCUGCGGAAGUAAUAGAAAGAAUGCAAAGAGCAACACAAUGAACCUGAUCGUUUCUUCUCCACCACCAAUCAGUCAUUCAGUAGUAGUGAGCUGUUGUAGUUGUAAGGGCAGUGUGUGGUGUAAACAAAACAAAGCGUGGCGAGAAACAUGAAACAUGCCCCUUGUCCAAGGGGCUUGUUCGUUAGUUCAACAGUUUGUAGUCUGUAUUUAUAAGAUUUCUAUUUUUUCUAUCGACAACAAGCGGGAGAUGAAGCCUAGAGGCGCGAAGUAGUUGGCAAUUAUCAUUACCAAGAAUAAUAAAACAAGAAAACAGCAACAACAAAAUACAACCAAAACCCAAUCAUAAGCAAAUGCAAACGGAACAACGGCGGGAAGAGUGGGAAGGUAUGGCAGAGGUAGCAACAAAAAGUAUAACAACAAACGCAACAUUAUAACAUAAGCAUACGGAGCAAAACAAAACAAAGAAAAGGAAAAUAAAAGAAGUGCAGAGAAGAACGAAACGUGCAAACGUGCAGAAACAACCACAAACCACAAAACGAAUGAUACAGAUGACGGAAGAGCAAUAGUGAACAAGAAACCCCACGAAAAAGCAUAAAUACAUUCACCCCAAAACAAAACAAAAAACGUUCACAACAUGUUUUUCAUUUUCAAAUAGGCGUAAUCGUAAUCGGGUGGAAAAGAAAUCAAACUAUCACAAUACAGCAACACAAUAGAAAAAAAGAAAUUAAAUGAAAGAGAAUGAAAGAAAACGUAUAAUGUAGCGAAUGUGUUUAAAACAAAAACAGAGCCUAUACAAAUAAAAUGAAACAUUAACGAAACGUGUAACAGUGGGGGUAAUGGAACAUGCAAUAACACAAAUAUGAUAAUUAACCAAACAGUCCAAACAUGUAUACAAACAUGUAUAGCACAACGCACCACACAAUAAAUGGGGUAGGUAUUCGAAAUUUACCUGCAUUUAAGAAGUAUGUAAGAGCAGCAGCAGCAGCAGCAGCAGCAGUCAGUCAGUAACGAAACGCAAUCGUUAUCUGUGUGUGUUUGUGUGAUUGUGCGGCGAAGCGAGCAAAUGAUAGUAAAACAACACGUUAGUAGAGAUUAUUAAUAUUAAUGGAGAGCAAAACCUAUCAAUAACAAACACCCUACAGUAACUUACAACAGCAAACCACACAUUCAACACACUCUCCCAGUCAUACUCAAAAAUGGAACGCAAUGUUUAGGAACAUUUUCGAGGGUUCGCGCUGUUGCUAACGAACAGAACAGAAGUUAAGGAAAUGGAAACAGUUUAUGUGUAAUACUUUGAAAUUAAGUUUUGGAAAUUGUUUACAGUUGAGUUUGCUAGUUGAAGUAAGAGCAAUUUUUGUGUUUAGUUUUGAAAAUAGGCAGCAAAUAAACAAAUGAACAAUGAAGAACAGAAGAGAACUAUGAAGAGAAAGUAUUAAAUUACAUAAGCAGAAACAAUAAUCAACAAGAACAAACAAGAACACAAACAACAGCAACCGAUAACUGAUGCAGCGCAAAAAGAGAAGAGAAAAAUAAGAAAUGAAUCCAAUUGUGAAAAUGAGGCUUUUUUACGACAACAACCAUAGCAAUGAAGUUGAGGAUCAAAUGAAUAACGUUAAAGAGCUUUUUGUUAUAGUAAAAAAAAAGCAACAACAACACAGUGUACUAAACACACAAAAUAGAACAGAGAAAAGAAACACUGUGUAACAAGGUAACAACCAUGACCAAAUGGGAGAAACAAAAAUCACGCACACGUGCAAAGGAACAGAUGAGCAUUACUGUUUCUUUUUAUACAUCUUCUUGAGAUAGAUGUUUUUCUUAUUUAUUUAUUUUACUUAUCUUCAGAUAGGGUCGUGGAUAUGUUCAUCCUUCCUACAUAUGUUUGUAUGUAUGUUUGUAUGUGAUAGACAGAGAGAGAGGGAUAGAGAGAGAGAUAUAGAGAGUAUGUUUUAAGUAAUUUGAGUUUGAAUAUACUACCUCUAGCCCGACACCCAACGCCCUCUCCUCCCCCUCCUCCUCUCCAUAACAAAGCAAACGAAGGUGUAUAUUUGUGAUACGUUAAGUGCUGUUUCGUUUCGAGCUGGAGUUUGUGUUGUGUCUUCAACGAAUCCCCGUUCGAAAUAGUUUCCAACACGACUACUUCUCGUUCUACCAUGUUUCUUUUACCGCAUAAACGGGGGGGUACAAGCGUGUUAGCAUGCAAUAAAACAGUGUUAAACCUAUAGGUAAUCGCGUCGGCCCGCGGGUAUAGCGUUUUGUAAAAAUAUUUAAAUCAAAGGAAAAAAAAUGCAACACAAUAAAACACACCCGUAACGGAAGCGGUAGCUGACGGCUGACAGAGGGAUGAGGAAUAAACCAGUGGAGCAGUAUUUUCUGCUUUCCACUAAGUAAGCUAAAACACAGCUAAAAAGCAACAAAGCAAAAAACAGCACCAAGAGACAGAAUCUGUGGAGGACAGCUUUUUGUUAGACCUUUUUUUGUGUGUGUGUGUUUGUUUUUGUGUAACUCAUACACUGAUUGUUAGGUUUUUGUUUUGAUGGAGUAGCCAAGUGAAGCUGUUUCAUUCUGUUCGGGUUAGUGUUUACCUUCGUUACAACGAGUUUGUUAUUCAACACCGGUACACGUCGUUUCGUAGUGAUGGUGCGUUUUAGCGACGCACGAAUAGAGGCCCUUGUUUAGUGUUGUUUCCUCAUGUGUGCAUGCGGCACGAGAAAGUGGAAGGAAAACUUCCCUCAAAACAAUAUAUAAAAAGUACUAGUAGCAGUAGUUGUAGUAGUGUACGUUAUCUCGUAAGGUGAACUAGUCAAGAUGCUCAGCUACAGCAUACUGAAACUGCUGCAAUGAUGAGUAGUGCAAUGGAAGUGUACACGGUUUACUCCCUGCGCACGUUAGCCGUAUGAGCAGCAAUGCAACUCUGAUCAACGAUUGUGCAUUGUUUUGAACCCCUUCUUGAACCUCCUCUGGAUACGAUCCACCACACCACUAGCAGCCUACUACGAUGGCUCUUUCGCCCGGUGUCAGUGUAUGUAGUAGCAGUGUUUGUUUACGAAGAGCACGUUGCUCUCUUGAGCACGUGUCUGCAGCGUAUCUGUUUCAUCUCCUUCCGAUACUCUCCCCCCCCCCCCCCAAAUCUCAGCCACUCACGCCACACACUUGGGGUGAUUGUAUUUUUGAUGCAAGUACAACGAACUUUUCCAAAUUUUCAACUCUCUCCACCUUCACGAUGGGGUGUCCCACCAGGGCAUAGCAGUCAUUUCUAGUGCAAGCAGACCCCUUAUCUCAUUCUGCCUAAACAAAGUGAAGGAAUAAGAAGAGUAAAACGCAACGACUGUUUCAACAAUUUUGCACUUGAUUCGAUAUCUGCUUUCCUGCGCUUUCUUCUGCUAGAAUCGUUCCCUUUGCGGAACGAAAUGAGGAAAUAUUGUUUUUUUUCUAUUAUUUUCUGUAAUUUAUUCAGUAGCAGUAACAGAUAAGAGAGAAACAAAAAAAGCACAGAUACAUACACACAUACACAUUUAAAUUAAAAGAAACACACAUAAAUUUGCAAGUGAGUUAAAUGUAUAGGGGCUGUAAUGAAAUGCAAACGCAAAAUUGUAGAGAUGAUAAUGAAACGAAUAUGUUAAAAAAGAACAAAAAAAAACAAAACAAAUUCAAAUCAAUGACAAACGGAAAACAAACAGCAUUCUAUGCAUACUGCAAGCAUGGAGAAGAUAGUUUAUCAUAGGAAUUCUUCAAAAAAAAAAAAAGAAGGUACACUUAAAAUACUACACUAUUUUAAAAGUAACAACAGACAAAUCGAAACACACCGAGUGUUCGUGCAACUGGUACGAUUACCCAAAUACAACACACAAGCACGGCUACACACCAACACACACCACAUGGUCAGACAAAAUAACACACUCAGUCACACACAUACACCUAUAGGUCCCAUUUAGCAUCUGAUAAAUAAAAAUGUAGCUUAUACAAAACACAAAAGUGAGCCAGUGUGGUGCAUGAGCGGUUAUGGUGAACGAGGCGUCAAGAAUGUAAGUGUAACACGUUAGAAAACAAACGAACAAUUUUUAGAGCAAAAAGAAAAAAAAAGGAAACAUUAAAGGGACAAAAGGGUGACACAAGUAAGAGAAGAAAAAAAAUAAACAAAAUCGUAAGUUAAUCUAGUUAAAACUGGAACCAAUCAGCGUAGUGCAGCAAACGGAAACGAAACGAAACAAAAUGCAGAACUCCCUUAUAAUGUAACAGUAAAUUGUAACCUAACAGCAAACGCGCCCAGAAGUAUGCACCGGAUGCAGCAACAGCAACACUAUCGGAGCUGUUUGAGAUGGAUUGAUGGACGAGAACCGAAAAUGUAUGCACAAAACCAAACCCCCUGAAGCCCCACCCCAUUGGCUAACUAUAAACUUAACGAAAGAAAAGAACACAAACGUGCAACUGCAUCUCUGUUUACACUAUUCUAUCUCACCCACAUUCCUGGCGUAAGAUCGCAGGAAAGAAAUGCGGAAGUAAUAUUUGCGUACUUCGCGUUCAACUACAAAUCACUAGCAAUGCAACAACAAAACAGCAAAGAGAGAAAAACAAACAUACAUAAUAUACAUUUAACUAUAGAGCAAAACCACACCACUAAAGAAUCUUACGAACAUGAAUUCUACUAUA